UUAUAUAAAGUAGCAAAUUAUCGUUCCUGAAUAGGUGGCGCCGUGGUAGCCGAUCCUGUACUUCAACUUCCGGUUUCUGCACUGUGCAACUAUUACAGUUGCAUUUUUAAUUAACGAUGCCAAGUACUUGUUGUUGUGUACCUGGGUGUCAUUUAAGAGGAGGACAUGCAUUUCCAAAUGACUUAAAAAGAAGGAAAAGUUGGAUCAACGCCAUGGCCCAUACGCAGAUUGGACGAGAACACGAUGAAAUCGUGGAGUCCAUCUCAAUCAGCUGUUGUUUGCAAGGCACAUUUUACUGAAAAAGACUACGUGCAGGAAACUAUUCAUGGGCACAAACCCACUAUACAGAGACUUAAGUCUACUGCCAAUCCCAGCCUAUUUUCCUGGACCAAGCAAGAGACUGAAUCGUCCGCAAAAAGAAAAAUCAGGGCAGUUUCCUGUGAAAACAAAAGAACUAAACUUGAUGAAUAUUGUAGUAGAAAUCUAGAGGAAAGUUUUGAUUGUAAAGUUGGUUUUCCUGAAGAAGUAAUUCAUACUGCAGACAGGAUUUAUGACUGUCCACCACCAACUGCCGAGCUAAUGUUGAGCUUCACAGAUGGAAUUACGCAAACACCAUCAAUGCCUAUAUUUUCAGCAGAGAAUUUUGAAAUGAAGACACGUGACACAGCCAUGCAUUUUUACACCGGUUUAGAGUUGUAUACUAAAUUUUUAUUUGUUUUGACCACACUUGGUCCAACAGCACAUUGUUUGAGAUACAUAUAUAUUCAAAUUGAUAGGGUGUCAUUUGAAAAUCAGUUUUUUUAUGACUUUGAUGAAAUUGAUGCAUUAUACAACCAACUUUGAACUGUCUAGAUUCUAGAUUGAAACUAGUGUUAAGAAUAUUGUGUAAACAUGGAUUGUUUUUAUGUCUAAACAGUGGCGUGAGGCUAACACUUGGCCAUUUAGUGGUUUAGUCAGGUAUUUUUCGCCAUCCAACUUCAAAUUAAAGUUUCCUACAACUUGGAUUAUUAUUGACAGCACAGAAUAUCCCGUGAUAAAACCUAAAGCUCCUAGAGCUCAGGCAACCUUUUCAUCAUAUAAAAACAGAAACACUGAAAAUACUUGUAUGUUCGAC
Mytilus californianus (California mussel) is the source of this 1114-nucleotide messenger RNA. RefSeq lists its product as uncharacterized. The transcript has 2 exons. The record is from RefSeq and is a predicted model, not a curated record. Bases 244 to 843 code for a protein of 199 amino acids. NCBI's taxonomy places the organism in Eukaryota, Metazoa, Mollusca, Bivalvia, Mytilida, Mytilidae.